CGGCCCGCCUGCUUCCCGCCUCUCUCCUGCCGCCCGCAGGGUCACGGAGCUGCUGCCGCCCUUCCAGCGCGUCAUCCAGCCCGAGGAGAUGUGGCUGUACAGGAACCCGCACGUCCAGGCCGACCGCGUCCCCGCCCUGCCCCUCUUCCUCAUUUCCUUCUUCUCUCCCGUGUCGGCAAUCCUCCUGGCAAGAUUCUGCAUGAAAGUCACCCGGGAAGACACGCAGGAGGCUUGUUUAGCUGCCAGCCUUGCACUGGCCCUCAACGGGGUUUUCACAAACACUGUCAAGCUGGCCGUGGGGAGGCCGCGCCCCGACUUCUUCUAUCGCUGCUUCCCAGACGGACGGGCAAACUCUGCGCUGGCCUGCACGGGCGACGUGGCCGUGGUGACGGAGGGACGCAAGAGCUUCCCUAGCGGGCAUGCCUCCUUCGCCUUCGCUGGUCUGGCCUUCUCCGCCUUCUACCUGGGAGGCAAGCUGCGCUGCUUUGUUCCCGGCGGACAGGGAAAAGCCUGGCGUCUCUGCACCUUCCUGGCACCGUUGCUCCUUGCCAGCCUCAUCGCUUUGUCCCGCACCUGCGACUACAAGCACCACUGGCAAGAUGUGGUAGUGGGCUCAGCCCUUGGCCUCAUGCUCGCCUACCUCUGCUACCGGCAGCACUACCCCCCACUGACGGACCCCGAGUGCCAUGUGCCUUUCCUGGGUAAGGCCAAGGUGCUGCCUGCAGAGGAGCCCAAGCAGGCCAGCUCCGGCUUCCUCAAUGUAUAGCGAGGAUGGAUACUGCUAGCUCCAACCAUGUGGGAUCCUCCCUCCCUCCCGCUUUUGGGACCACAGGGUGGGGACAGGGACAGAUAUUUUGGGGAACUGAAUUGCUGCCUGCUUGGAGAGGAAACUUGAAGGGGGGCAGGCGAGAGCCAGAGGAGACCAUCACCUCUGCCCGCGGUGAGUUGUCCUGCUUAUCAGGCCCCAGGCUUCCUGUCCCUGUGGCCUGUUUUGUGAACCUGCCCUGCUCCAUGCCUGCUGUUGGGGGAGGCUGGGUGGGUUUGCAGUGCCAAGCCUGCUGGAGGGGGGCAGGGAGCUGCUGCGCUGAUCAGUGCGACGGGGGGCUGGCAGUUGUGUGUUGGGAUGAGCUUGGGCUUUCCGCUGGCCCGGGAGGCCCCUUCCAGCCCCGCGUACUAUUGCGCUGUCCCCGUCUUGGUGUUUUUACUGUCCAAUAAAGAGCUGAGUGUGGUGCUUUCA
Alligator sinensis (Chinese alligator) is the source of this 1237-nucleotide messenger RNA. It is a transcript of the gene PLPP5, whose product is annotated as phospholipid phosphatase 5. NCBI's taxonomy places the organism in Eukaryota, Metazoa, Chordata, Crocodylia, Alligatoridae. Gene Ontology annotation, molecular function: phosphatidate phosphatase activity. Gene Ontology annotation, biological process: phospholipid metabolic process. The record is from RefSeq and is a predicted model, not a curated record. Bases 89 to 766 code for a protein of 225 amino acids. The transcript is spliced from 6 exons.